This is a messenger RNA of Nelumbo nucifera (sacred lotus), 2842 nucleotides long. RefSeq names its product calcium-dependent protein kinase 1-like. Gene Ontology annotation, molecular function: ATP binding; calcium ion binding; protein kinase activity. The record is from RefSeq and is a predicted model, not a curated record. Lineage: Eukaryota; Viridiplantae; Streptophyta; Magnoliopsida; Proteales; Nelumbonaceae. Gene Ontology annotation, biological process: protein phosphorylation.
AAGCGACUUGGUAAACGAAGGUCGACGAAGGACUAGUUCUCUGUUCUUUACUUCCCAGAACUUUCUUCAAGUUCUGUUGCUUCCCGGGCUUGUUCAUAAUCUGACUGUGUCUUAUAUGGGUUUGCAUAGUUGAUAUCGAUGUAGGACUAUUAUCUAUAAAUAUAAUUUGAUCAUCUCUAAGGUUUCUUCACUUCGUACUGUGAUUUUUGUUGUGAGGAAAGGUUAUGAGAUGAUAGAGUUUGGCUGAAACUCUAUAUUUUGAGCGUGUGUUUGUAUUUAUUGGAGACUUGGGUAUUGUUCAGAGGGUCUUUCAGUUUCUGGGUUUUAGUUUUCUGUCAAAUUCUGUUGGGUUUUCUGGGUUAAUUUUGUUGUUGUAUUUUUGCGCCGAUUUCAAGACUGUUUCUCUACCUUGGUAUUCCAAUUUUCUGUUUUAUGGUGAGAAUUGGGUGGAGACUCUAGACAGAAAGAUUGUGAAAUGGUGUGAAAUCUUCUGUCUGGUACUUAAGAUACUGGUUUUGGCAUCAAUUAUGGUUUGUUUGAUUGAUAAGUUUGGUUUUGAAAUUUGUACUCUGAGAGCAUCAAACAUAUUCAGAGUAAUUGGGUUUGACGUAGUGAAAUCAUCUCUUUCUGGUUGUGUUAAAGUAGAGGAAGGGUGCAGUAGGAAUUGAGAGUUUUUUGAGAUGGGAAACGCUUGUGUAGGACCCAGUAUUUCUAAGAAUGGAUUCUUUCAAGUAGUUUCAUCUGCAAUGUGGAGGUCGUCAUUGCCUGAUGCUAAUGGAGAUGCAGCCAGUGAAGCACCAUCUGUGAAGGAAACCCCUGAAGUUUCUCCGCCUGUCCAAAGCAAACCUCCUGAACAGGUGAAAAUUCCCAAAGAGGAAACUAAACAAAUGCCACCUGCAAAGCCGAAGAAGCCCCAUCAUAGAAGAGCUCCAAGUGCUGGGCUCCAGGCAGAGUCUGUGUUAACCAAGAAAACUGGCAAUCUGAAGGAGUUCUACAAUUUGGGGCGUAAGCUUGGACAAGGGCAGUUUGGGACUACCUUCCUGUGUGUGGAAAAAGCAACUGGGAAAGAGUAUGCUUGCAAAUCAAUUGCAAAGAGGAAACUGGUUACAGAAGAGGAUGUUGAGGAUGUGAGGAGGGAAAUUCAGAUAAUGCACCACCUGGCUGGCCACCCAAAUGUCAUCUCAAUCAAAGGGGCUUAUGAGGAUGCUGUUGGAGUUCAUGUCAUUAUGGAACUGUGUGCAGGAGGUGAGCUCUUUGAUCGGAUUACUCAGAGGGGCCAUUACACAGAAAGAAAGGCAGCUGAGCUUGCUAGGAUUAUAGUUGGUGUUGUGGAAGCCUGUCAUUCCUUAGGGGUUAUGCAUCGAGACCUUAAACCUGAGAAUUUUCUCUUUGUCAAUCAGAAGGAGGACUCACCUCUUAAAACAAUCGACUUUGGGUUGUCUACAUUCUUCAAGCCAGGUGAAACUUUCACUGAUGUGGUGGGAAGCCCUUACUAUGUUGCACCAGAGGUUCUGAAAAAGCGUUAUGGUCCAGAAGCAGAUGUCUGGAGUGCUGGAGUGAUCAUCUAUAUUUUGUUAAGUGGGGUCCCUCCAUUUUGGGCUGAAACGGAACAAGGGAUAUUUGAAGAGGUCCUUCGUGGUCAACUUGACUUUUCAUCAGACCCAUGGCCCAGCAUCUCAGAAAGUGCAAAAGAUUUAGUGAGGAGAAUGCUUGUUAGAGACCCCAAAAGGCGACUAACAGCCCAUGAAGUUCUGUGCCACCCUUGGGUUCAGGUUGAUGGUGUGGCUCCUGAUAAGCCUCUUGAUUCUGCAGUUCUAAGUCGCUUGAAGCAAUUUUCUGCCAUGAACAAGCUUAAGAAAAUGGCCCUUAGAGUCAUUGCAGAAAGCCUCUCUGAGGAUGAAAUUGCUGGCCUUAGGGAAAUGUUCAAGAUGAUAGACACAGAUAAUAGUGGCCAUAUCACAUUUGAAGAACUCAAGGCUGGAUUGAAAAGAGUUGGUGCAAAUCUUAAGGAAUCAGAAAUUUAUGAUUUAAUGCAGGCAGCGGAUGUUGACAAUAGUGGCACCAUUGACUAUGGAGAGUUUAUUGCUGCAACGUUGAAUCUGAACAAGAUUGAGAAGGAAGAUAAUCUAUGUGUGGCUUUCUCCUACUUUGACAAAGAUGGCAGUGGCUAUAUCACCCAAGAUGAGCUUCAACAAGCCUGUCAGGAUUUUGGCAUAGAGGAUGUUUGCCUUGAAGAAAUGAUCCAAGAAGUGGAUCAGGACAGUGAUGGGCGCAUUGAUUACAAUGAAUUUGUGGCGAUGAUGCAAAAGGGAAAUACAGCCUUAGGGAAGAAAGGAUUGCAAAAUAAUUUCAGCAUUGGACUUCGGGAGGCACUAAAGCUUGGUUGACAUAGAUGAUGCUGAGGAGUUUACAAGUUGGUUGACACACAUAAAGGGAACAGCUUGGAGAAACUAAUUUUCAUGGCUGAGAAGAUGGCAGAGGAAGAGAACAAAGAACCCAAAAUCUGAGAAAAUCUAAGAUGAAACGGAUGCAACAUUUUAUCCUUCAGAAAAACUGUCAGCAACUCGCUGCAGGAUCUGCAAUUGAUCAGACGAGUGAAAGCAGAGUCUCUUAUCAUGAUGACAUGAUGCCACUGCCAUUUCAUCAUUAGCCAUUGUACCAUUAUCAUUAGUAAAUAAGUUGCAUGAAUAAGCUUGGAACCUCCUCUGGGUCAAUGAGAAAUGCUUAUAUCCCUGGAGGAAGUUUAUAUUAGACAUGUAAAUUUAUUGGCUUCUAGCCUUGAAGCCGCUUGCUAAUUGACUUGUGCAUUAGCAGACAAACUGAUGAUACUACCUUUUUUUAA